AUCAAAACCCUCUCAAAAAUUAAGAAAACACCAAAAACCCAAGAGAGAUCAGUGAUUAAAAAAAAAGAAAAAAGGAUCAAUAAUAUGGCCAAUAAAACUGCCAUUCUCAUUUGUGUGCUAGUUGUUGUGGUUGGAUGUAGCAGCAUGCAGGGCAGUGAAGCAAUAUCCGCAUGCGCCAAGCCAUGCAUGCCAGUCUGCAUGAAGGAGGAAGGGGCAAGCAUUCCCAUCUGUGAGAUUGCCUGUGAGAACUAUUGCAAACAGAUCUCCGGCAACCGGAAUUCGGAGUGGAAUCGGUAUCGCAACCUUUGAUUGUUCAUCAAGCAAGUUUCAGAUUUAAUUAAGUUCUAAUUAAGUUGGUCUAAAUAAAUGAUGUAACUACUGGAAUUUUGUGAAUAUUAUAAGGGUAGCUGAACAAUAUUCCAUUGUAGUUUGUAAAUAGAGAUGCAAUAUUCUUUACCAAGCAUACUUUGUAAUUUUUUUACCAACAGUUUCUUUACUGUUAUAUACAAUAUUCCUCUCACAAAAUAAAAUUAAACUCGUAAUUAGCUUGUAGAACGUUAAAAUAACAAAAGUGCAAUCACGAAAUGAAUCAUCAUGAUCAUUUUAUUGAAAACUUUUUCAU
Messenger RNA from Prunus avium (sweet cherry), 622 nucleotides. RefSeq lists its product as uncharacterized. NCBI's taxonomy places the organism in Eukaryota, Viridiplantae, Streptophyta, Magnoliopsida, Rosales, Rosaceae. The record is from RefSeq and is a predicted model, not a curated record.